AUGUUAGCGUCACCCUCAAGACGUCAGCACCUGCCACAACAGCAUCAUACCUCGACAUCGACCAUUCCAACACCACACUCUCAACAACACUUUUCCUAUCAACCCUCUCCACAACAAUUCGCCGUACCGCAUUAUUACGACCAAAAGCUGUUGCACGACUAUCUAGACUCGCAACAGCAGUCUUGUGGUGCACCGACCGUCAGCAUUGCGCCCAACCCGUUUAUGACGACUUCAUAUUCCAACUUCCCGAACCCGGCAAUCCGCAUCCAACACUCGACACCCACACCGCAGACCCCAUCGAACGGCUUCACGCAGACACCCAUGCUGUCGAUGAACGUCGCUGGCUCUGGUCUUGAGUCUUGGAAUUCUUACAAUAACAUGCAGAGCCAGUCACUGCAGACUCCAACACAACACCACACCAAGGGACACAACCGCGCGUCUUCGUCCUCGUCGAUCGGGUCCAACGCCUCGCAGUACCAGGUCGCUGGUCCCGCUGCUAGCUAUCAAACCUUCUCGAACCAUCUACCGACACCUACACAGACCCCGACCCAAGACUCGUUUGCAACACAGAACGGAUUCGGCAACUACACACCAAAUACGGACAACAUGGAUCAGACUAUGGCAGCGCACAUGUCAAUGAAGCAGGCGCUCAUGGAUCAAGGCGAUGAUGUGCCGGAAUUCGCACACUCGGCAAGACAGUCGGUGUCAAGUUUUGGACAAGACUCACCAGCGACGCCCCAAACGACACUAGGUGACGACAUGGACUUCAAACAGCCUGUAAAUGGUAAGACGAUCCAACAGAUCGACUCUUUGCCGUUUAAUCAGUGUUGUACUGACGAAUCCGACACAGAAACCAGACAGGUCAUCGUACCAAAGUUCGAGAGGACUUACACAGACAUCGCUGCCGACAACUUUUACGAUCCCAACGCUGUUGCUGCACAACCAGAGACACUAUCUAAGCCAUCAAGAUCGUCGUUAUUGUCGCCAUACCGUAGCAACACAAAUGAGAAUGUUCAGCGUGCGCUGCAGGCAGCACAGUACGCUCGAUCGCACUCACCAGGCAGUCAAGCGUCGCGAGGUGACUCUCCAUUCCGACGAGGCUCGCCAUACCGCCAGGCCAACUCCAACUUUAAUUCCCCAAUCGUCGGUACUGCCGCAGCAACACGUGAGCAAAGCCGUCAGGCUGACGCCGCUUACGCAAUGAAGUCUCAAAUGCGAUCCAAUGGAGAUUCUCAACCAGAGACUAUCUCGCCCAAAGAUGCCCUGCUAGAUUACAGGGAGGCCGACGAAGACUCAAAGGUACCGUUGUUUUCGGAUAGUGGCGCCACCGAGUACGACGGCCAAUACAAUGGUGGCGACCAAUAUAGGAACGCCACCCAAUCCAGUUUCGACACACCAUCCGCACAGUCUUUCCGACGAGACAGUUGGGCAACACCUCAAUUUUCACCGAACUUUCCAUCAUCGUCUGCCCAGUCGAUACCUGCGUCUUCCGGUUUCUCAUUCGUCGCUCCAUCGGUACAAAGCACCGUUCCAAGUUUACCAAUGGCCUCAACGUCACAAUAUCGCGUCGCACCUAACAACAUGCCCGCAACAGUCGAUCAGACACCAGAGUUCCCAGCGCACUUAACUUCUAUGGAAUCCAGCGCGAGUGAAGCUGAGCCACCUACUGGAAGCCAGUCAAGUAUCAACGAGCGCUUUCUGCACAAGCCAGCAUCGUCAGGCGCAGACACAGGCACAUACUCGUGCACAUACCAUGGAUGCUCACAGCGCUUCGAAACACCGCAAAAGUUGCAGAAGCACAAGCGUGAGGGUCACCGAAACGCAAAUCUCGGUCCCAGCAUGACAUCAGCGGCUAUUUUAGAGCGCAACACGCAAGCGGGACCUCACAAGUGUGAGCGGACCAACCCCACAACGGGCAAGCCCUGCAACACUAUUUUCUCCCGUCCAUACGACCUUACUCGUCACGAAGAUACCAUUCACAACGCUCGCAAACAGAAGGUUCGGUGCGCACUGUGUGUCGAAGAGAAGACUUUCUCACGUAACGAUGCGCUGACACGUCACAUGCGUGUCGUUCAUCCAGAAAUUGAUUUUCCCGGAAAGCACCGCAGACGUGGAGGGAACCAUGAUUGA
This is a messenger RNA of Dothidotthia symphoricarpi CBS 119687, 2130 nucleotides long. RefSeq lists its product as uncharacterized. Gene Ontology annotation, cellular component: nucleus. Lineage: Eukaryota; Fungi; Ascomycota; Dothideomycetes; Pleosporales; Dothidotthiaceae. The record is from RefSeq and is a predicted model, not a curated record. Gene Ontology annotation, biological process: regulation of transcription by RNA polymerase II. The coding region runs from base 1 to 2130 and encodes 709 amino acids. The transcript has 3 exons.